AUGGUCUUGGUUGGUUAUCUCCCAAUUCCCAAUCUGGAUUGCGAGCCAAACCCUAAGGUGGCGCAACAAAUGCAAGACAAGCUAUUCAAUGACUGUCUUCAAGAUCUCUUGCAACCACUCACCAAAGCUGAACGAACCGGGAUGGAUGUUGUCUGUGCCGAUGGCGGUGUUCGCCGCAUGUACCCAACCCUCUCUGCCACUAUUGCCGAUUUCCCAGAGCAGUGCAAGAAUGCAUGUACCCGCGGCUUGGGCUGUCCUGUGUGCAUUGUUGAACCGCACGUACGUGGUGAUCUCAACCCAAACAUACCCCUUUGCAAAAAAAUCCCCACCUUGAAUGCAAUUAUCAAACAUUGCAAGGAAGGGUCUCCGAACUUUGAAGAUUGGGGGCUACACAACAUGUGGCCAUGGUGGAAUCAACAUACCCAUAUCAAUAUUGCUACAAUGCAUAUGCCGGACUUACUUCAUCAAUGCCACAAAGGUGUAUUUAAAGACCACUUAGCAAAGUACAUGGUCCCCAAGCUUAUCGGCGACAAGGAAAUUGAUAAACAAUAUGUCUUAAUGCCUUGGCACUUUGGGAUCCGACAUUUUAAGUGCGGUAUCAGCAAACUCUCACGAUCUACUGGCCAAGAAGCAAAGGAAAUGAUGAAAGUCUUUUUACCGGCUACGGCUGGUGCGGGCCCAAAGGCUAUUCAAGCGACUCACGCACUCCUCAAGUUCAUGUACCUUGCGCACUUGUCUACUCUGACCAAUGCCGAGAUAUGCAAAAUGGAUAGACAGCUGGCUGUUUUUCAUAAUGAAAAGUCGGCUUUCAAAUCAUCGCUGAAAACGCCAAAGGGGUUCCAUAAUAUACCUAAGUUUCAUUCACUCCAGCAUUACACGCAUUCAAUCCGCUUGCUUGGUGCCCCCAACGGGUACAAUACAGAGGCCCCCGAGAGACUGCACAUCAACUUAACCAAGGCCGGCUACAAGGCUUCCAACAAAAAUGACGAUACCAAAACAGAGCAAAUGAAGGAAUAUAUUCAGCGUAUGGACGCGUUGGCACUGCAUCGGGCGUACCUGGACUUCAAAUCCAGACCGGAGGGCGAAGACAAUGGGGACAAUUGGAGAGAUAGCUGGAAGGAGUUUGAACUUUUUGACAAAGAAACCGGCUUAUUUUACCAUAUGGACGGAACCGGCAUGGAUGAGUUUGCAACUAAAGAUUACCCUCAAGAGGUUGCUUUGGACUCUGACUCUGACUCCGACUCAGAUGCAAGCUUAGAUGAUGACAAUCUUGAGGCGGGGUGUAUGGUUGAACGGGUGGUAGAUCUUGAACAGGGCUUGCAAGUUCAUAUGGAUGGUGCGCCCAGUCAAGGUUUGGCUAAUGAGGUUAUGGCCUAUUGGCAGGGAACCAAAACCCAUUACCCAAACCCCAAAAUUGUGACUGCCAAACGUGGUGGUCAGCCUGUCACUGUGGAAUACCUACUUGUUUCUCACUCGGCAAGAAACCUUGUCAUUGACAUCUCUAUGUAUCUCAAGCAACUUCGUCCCAAUCUCCCCACACUGACACUCCAACCCGGUACCAAGCUGCGUAUUUGGAAGGUUGCUCAACUAUUUCACCUACCCCUCCCCUUCAAACCGCUUGAACCACCUCAUGUUGAACACAUCCGUGCACGACCAGCCAAGGUUGACCUUAUUGAUUGGGUUCAACGCGCUGGUCAGUUUGAUACCGUGCUUAUACUUGCCUACCCUAACAAGAUAGGUAUUCAUUGUGAGUAA
Messenger RNA from Rhizoctonia solani, 1755 nucleotides. Its product is annotated as coatomer subunit beta. The record is from RefSeq and is a predicted model, not a curated record. The transcript has a single exon. Lineage: Eukaryota; Fungi; Basidiomycota; Agaricomycetes; Cantharellales; Ceratobasidiaceae. Bases 1 to 1755 code for a protein of 584 amino acids.